This is a messenger RNA of Carassius carassius (crucian carp), 1404 nucleotides long. Its product is annotated as potassium voltage-gated channel subfamily S member 3-like. The record is from RefSeq and is a predicted model, not a curated record. The coding region runs from base 27 to 998 and encodes 323 amino acids. The transcript is spliced from 2 exons. Gene Ontology annotation, biological process: potassium ion transmembrane transport; protein homooligomerization. Lineage: Eukaryota; Metazoa; Chordata; Actinopteri; Cypriniformes; Cyprinidae. Gene Ontology annotation, cellular component: voltage-gated potassium channel complex; membrane. Gene Ontology annotation, molecular function: protein binding; voltage-gated potassium channel activity.
UGCAGAAUCAAUGAAUCAGUACCACCAUGAUGUAUGGGCAAGUUCUCCACCAUCAAGGCAGAGAGGAAGAUCUUAUUAACCUCAAUGUUGGAGGCAUCCAGCACAAGGUGGAGCGCUGCGUUCUGCUCCGGUUCCCCAACACACGUGUGGGUCAGUUAGUCCAGUGCUGCAGCGAUGCCGCCAUCUUGGAACUCUGUGAUGACUACAUCCCCGCUGAGCAGGAAUAUUACUUCGACAGAAGCCCGCAAGUCUUCCACUGUGUUCUGAACUUCUACCGUACAGGACACUUUCAUGCUUUGGAGGAGCUGUGUGUGUUUUGCUUCAGUCAGGAGAUCGAAUACUGGGGCAUUGGUGAACUGGAUCUGGAAGCCUGCUGUCUUGAUCGGUUCCUUGAGCGCAAACACAACCGGGAGCAGAACGCGUGUGGCAGGUCUAGUAAAGCCACGUCGUCUGGAGAGAUCUCGGUUGUGGGGAGUGACCUGUGGAGGUUUGAGGGCAUGUGGUGUUCAGAUGCUCGAAAGUUCAUGUGGCAAACUCUUGAAGAUCCCAAUCACUCCAAGUGUUCCAAAGGUGUAGCUGCGGUUUCAAUCCUGGUCAUUUUGACCUCCAUUGUGGCCAUGUGUAUUCACAGUAUGCCAGAAUUCAGGUAUGCAACUGACAGCGAACAUUCUGUUCUGGACUCUCUGGAGCUCAUCUGUAACAUUUUCUUCUCAGUGGAAUUUGUUCUGCGAGUUGUAGCAGCACCUCACCCAUGGACGUUUUUGGGAAACCCUCUGAACAUGAUUGACUUGGCUUCUGUCUUACCUUUCUAUGUGACGCUGGCUUUUGAAAGUUUGAGCGAAGGGGAUGGGGAGGAAAACCAAAGUCUGUUCAACAUGGGGAAAGUGGUUCAGGUUCUCCGGUUAAUGAGGGCCUUUAGGGUCCUAAAGCUUGCUCGACAUUCAGAAGGGGUGAGAGCUUUUGGAGAAACUCUAAAGAAUUGCCAAUCCGAGAGAUGAAUGAUGUGAAGCCCUCAUGUGUUCAUCAUAAUGGAGCACAGAUAGUGAUCAAAUCUGAAGUUAUCUGCGUUUAACGCUUUCUUCAGUCUCAAAGUGCGGUCACACUAACCCCAUUUGAGAUGAAUGCAAUGCUGCAAUGAAUGUGGGCAACAAGAUAUGAUGUCACAUAGUUAUUCAUACAUACAAAUACAUUUGUAAUCGACCCAGGCUCGCUGGAAAAAUUAGUCUGUGGUGACAUUUCUGCAAAAUGAUAUAAUUCUCCUUCAAUUCAUGACUCUUUUAAAGUGAAUUGUUCUGUGAGUGAUGCUAAAAGUAUGUUUUGUUUUAACCAAAACAGAUGAACGUGAGUCUGGCAACAUUUCAUUACACUGCUUGUUGUACAUAUUGUGGGAGAUCGGAAAUUAAA